UUGCCCCGUUUUCAUGGUGAAGCUCGAGUGACAUUGUUGCUGUCCUCUUAAGUUUAUAUUGAUUGUGUGGCCCUUCUUGUCGUUUUUUGAGAUACACUCUCACUGCCCUCCCAAAAGCGCUAGCUUUUGUUAAUCACAGUCUUCUAUUCUACCUCGUAAACUUUUAAUUCUGAUAUGAUAGUCAUGCAAAGUGCAGAGGUUGAUUUCUAAAGUUCCUUUCUUGGUUUGGCGGUUCGAUUUACUUGUUGAAGAAAUUGAUGUUGGAGAGGCUAAAUUGAGGCAGGUUGUUAGUGGCUUGGCCAAAUUUUGCAGUCCAGAUGAGUUGAUGGUAUUGCAAUUACCUCAUUGCCUUACUAAAUUGACUGGUUGAAGAAUUGGGGACCGGUUUAUGGCUGAAGCAAUAACAAAUCUUGCAAUAAAUGUGCUUCCGGGGUUAUCAGAUUAGUUUUAUGUUCAAGGAAGAGGAGAACUUCAAUUAGAUUUUACUUCUCCGCUCGUUUCUACUCCGGUGUUCAUCAAGCGGCCGUUCCUCGCCGUCGCUGACGACGCACAUUAAGGCCGCCCCUCGCUCGCCCGAAAGGGAGUGAGGCAGAGGCCGAGGACCGGGUGACCGCCCUCGACAAGAGCUUCGGGUGAGAGAUCGAGGAGAGGUGAGCUCAGCAAUGGCCGACAGGAAGGAGCUUAGGGUGUACAACUCGAUGACGCAGCAGAAGGAGGUGUUCAGGCCGGCGAUGGAGGGCAAGGUGGGCAUGUAUGUGUGUGGCGUCACGUCCUACGAUUUCAGCCACCUCGGCCACGCCCGCGCCGCCGUCGCCUUCGACGUCCUCUACAGAUAUCUCCUACACUUGGACUAUGAAGUCACCUAUGUACGCAAUUUUACAGAUGUUGAUGACAAGAUUAUUCGUCGGGCAAAUGAGACCGGGGAGAAUCCCUUGGAUUUAAGUAACCGCUUUUGCCAAGAGUAUUUAAUUGACAUGGCCGAUCUGCAGUGCCUCCUCCCUACCCACCAACCACGGGUUUCUGAUCACAUGGAACAGAUUAAGGACAUGAUAACCCAGAUUAUUAAUAAUGAUUGUGCUUAUGUGGUGGAUGGAGAUGUGUUCUUUGCUGUGGAUAAGAUCUCAAAUUAUGGCUGCUUGUCGGGGCAGAAGCUAGAAAAUCACAGAGCAGGUGAACGUGUUGCGGUGGACUCUAGAAAGCGCAAUCCUGCUGAUUUCGCAUUAUGGAAGGCUGCAAAGCCUGGCGAGCCAAGCUGGGAGAGCCCGUGGGGUCUUGGCAGACCAGGGUGGCAUAUAGAAUGCAGUGCAAUGAGUGCUCAUUAUCUGUCUUUUAAAUUUGAUAUCCAUGGUGGUGGAAUUGACUUGAUCUUCCCCCAUCACGAGAAUGAAAUCGCCCAGAGUCAGGCUGCAUGCCAGGAGAGCUGUGUGAGUUAUUGGAUGCAUAAUGGCCAUGUGACCAACAACAAUGAGAAAAUGUCAAAAUCACUGGGUAACUUUUUUACGAUCCGUCAGAUUACAGAGCGCUACCAUCCACUGGCUUUGAGACACUUCUUGAUAAGUGCACACUAUAGAUCUCCUCUCAACUAUUCAGUCUUACAGUUGGAGGGUGCAUCGGAGGCUGUUUAUUAUGUAUAUCAGACAUUACAAGACUGGGAAGAUACUCUGUCGUCAUUCAGAGAGGCAACUCCCAGUGAGGGUACAGAACCAAAAGGCAAAACGGUCCGGGUUCUUCCUGAUGCCGAGAAAUGCAUCAAAGGCUUGCGGAAGGAUUUUCACGACAAAAUGACCGAUGACUUGAACACUUCACAUGUGCUGACAGGUGCUUUUCAGGAUGCCUUGAAGUUCAUAAACAAUAACGCGAACACCCUUAAGAAGAAGCAACAGAAGCAACGGCAAGCAGCAAUAAUUCAAUCCCUUACCGAGAUAGAGAAAGAAGUAAAGGGUGUUCUAGAUAUUCUGGGUUUGCUGCCCCCUUUCACUUAUUCUGAGAUUCUGCAGCAGUUGAAAGGCAAGGCAUUGAUACGGGCUGAUUUGACAGAAGAGCAAAUAUCGCGUCUGAUUGACGAAAGAAUUUUAGCCAGAAGGCAGAAGGAUUUUGCAAAAAGUGAUCGAAUCAGGGCCGACUUAACUGCAAAGGGGAUUGCACUUAUGGAUGUUGGAACGGAAACUAUUUGGAGACCGUGUGUUCCUGUUGAGCAGGAGGAGAUAUUGCCCAGUUGAUGAAAAAUAGCACCAAAUCCAAUUUUUUUCAAAAUUUUGCCCAAACGUUGACUGAUGCUCCAAAAUUCUAUUUAUCUUUCAUAAAGUAAGACCCAAAAAUCAAGCUGACAGAUAGUUGUAACAACAUAUGGGGCAUACAACUACAUUCGAUGUCAGCCCCAUUAGAGGCUGUAUUGCCUGUCAAUUAAUAGGAAACAUUUUUGACA
Syzygium oleosum is the source of this 2425-nucleotide messenger RNA. RefSeq names its product cysteine--tRNA ligase 2, cytoplasmic-like. The coding region runs from base 663 to 2219 and encodes 518 amino acids. The record is from RefSeq and is a predicted model, not a curated record. Lineage: Eukaryota; Viridiplantae; Streptophyta; Magnoliopsida; Myrtales; Myrtaceae. The transcript has 11 exons. Gene Ontology annotation, biological process: cysteinyl-tRNA aminoacylation. Gene Ontology annotation, molecular function: ATP binding; cysteine-tRNA ligase activity. Gene Ontology annotation, cellular component: cytoplasm.